Messenger RNA from Emys orbicularis (European pond turtle), 568 nucleotides. It is a transcript of the gene LGALS2, whose product is annotated as galectin 2. The transcript has 5 exons. The coding region runs from base 1 to 525 and encodes 174 amino acids. Lineage: Eukaryota; Metazoa; Chordata; Testudines; Emydidae. Gene Ontology annotation, molecular function: galactoside binding; carbohydrate binding. The record is from RefSeq and is a predicted model, not a curated record.
AUGGAAGACUUUAACAUGGCAACGAAGAUACCCAGUAACAGGCUGAAGAAAAGAACCAGAACGAGAUUAUCAUGUGCUGGGACUUCUUUUGGGGCCAGAGACUUGAUCCUCCACCAGCCUGAUCUCCAGCUAAAGGAGAAAUUUGAAAUCUUGAACCUGGACGUGAAAGCAGGGAGCACCCUGAAGAUAAAGGGCAAGGUCGCCAAUGAUGCUGAGAACUUUGUGAUUAACCUUGGCAAGAGCCCUAGUGAGCUGGGGCUGCACUUCAACCCUCGCUUCAAUGAAUCCACCAUCAUCUGCAACUCCAGAUGUGCCAACUGCUGGCAGUCGGAGCACCGCGACAACCACCUGCCGUUCUCCCGGGGCUCGGAGGUCAAGUUUAUCGUCAGCUUCCUGGGAGACAAGUUCAAGGUGAAGCUGCCGGACGGGCAUGAGGUGGAAUUCCCCAACCGGCACGGCUACGACAAGAUCAGCUACCUGAGUGUGCAGGGCGGGUUCAAAGUCCUCUCCUUCAAACAAGAAUGAUGGGCCCCGCUUCCCUGCUCUAAUAAAGACCCCUGGUGAGGGG